AUGGACCACAAAACAGAUGGCAAAGAAGACCACAAAAGAGAAGGCAAAACUGAAGGCGAAACGGGACAGACCGGCAAGGAAGAUGCUGGCGACACAACCGAGGGCGCCGACCAAAGGGAAAAGUGGACCGCCGCACCGGAAGAGAGCACAUCGUAUAGGUCUCUGUACAAACACAACUACAAAGCGCACGUGUACGCGGAUGAUUUUGUGUGCCUUCGAUUGAAAGGUCGUGGAGGUGAGGGGCACGAUGAUGGAAGCAGUGAACCGCAGCAGUGUGUAGAGCCGUUCGAGGGGGAUCUCCCAGUGGGUGGCUGCCCACAUGAUGAUACACCUGUUGGGGAGUUAAGUACUAAAAGGGACAACAAUGAGGAGGUUGCUGCCACAGGGAGGGACAACCUGUGUGGGGUUGCAGUCGAUAGGAUUGACGAAGCAAACCCCCCAAGGGAGGAUGCUCAGUACGUUCAGGUAGGCAGCAGAAUGGAGGACCACCAACCAGACGAAGCGAUAUACUCCCAAGCGGGGACACAACAUAGCAAUCACGCUAAUGAGGAGAAGAGGGAAAACUCGGAUCUUCAGCCUCACUCCGAUGAUAAUUACACCCUUCAAGAAAGCUACAGCAGUGACUGCCAUCUGAAGGAGGAAAUGCCACACGAGAGUAACCAACCCAGUGAGGACCUGCCCAGCUGGGAAGCACACAAAAUGAAGGAGAAGGACCAACCCCCAGAGAAACAAAACAAAAUUAAAAUUAUUGAAAUGUUUAAGAUGAAGCUGGAGAGUAAGGAGAUGAACAGGAGUCGCCAUUUCGGUGAUGACGUCCGUGGGGGGGGUCCCGGUGGCGCUCAUCACGAUGGGUAUGGCGAUGGGCGUGACGAUGGGCGUGACGAUGGGCGUGACGAUGGGCAUGACGAUGGGCAUGGUGAUGGGCAUGACCACUCGGGGGGCGCCUCCCCCGGUGCCUCUAACCGCUGCACGCAGAUACGGGAGAGCAUCUCUCGCAUAUUCAGCGAGUCGCCCUCCUCCAAGCCGAAGAUAAUAAGCGAGCUGAAGCACGGCGAGGGGCACCCCAACAGCGGUAGCAACGGAAGCGGCAGCCACCACAGCAGCGGUACCCACCACGGAAGCGGUAGCAACGGAAGCGGCAGCCACGAACGGGAGAGGGCGGACGGAAAGGCCAACGGAGCGAAGAACGCAUUGAAGGAGGGAAGCCUCUUGAGGCUCUUCAGAUGCGAAUACUUUGACACCCACCUGCACAUUAGGUACCUCUACGACAGGAGAGAAGUGGGGGUCCACGAGUACCUGGUGAAUUCCCUUUACACGCAGAGGAAGUACGAGGAUAUAUUAUUUUACCUCCCGCAGCUCAGUCAAAUUUCGCUAGUCCGUUACGAGUCCUCUUCCCUCUAUCGCUUCCUCCUUUGCAAAGCCAGCAACUCCAUGCACUUCGCAUUAAAGCUCAGCUGGAUCUAUCAUUCUAUAGUAGAGGACAACUCUUCAAAAUAUAAGGACUUGGCUCACAAGAUGACUCAAGAAAUUGAAAUGGCUGUGGUGAAUUGCAAACCAUUUAACGGUAAAGGCACCUCGGGGAACGAGAAUAAGCAGUCGUACCUGCUGAACCUCGCCCACCCGCUCCUCUUCAAAAGGAAGUACCUCAUUAAAAGGAUCAAAGAUAAUGAGCGGUUCGAGCGCACGAAGCUAUCCAGGAAUUGCCUGAACAGGUCAUGCAACUUGUGCUUGCUGAAGGGGGGGGAAGAGUCCACGCAGAGCGGGAUGGAAGUGGCUGUGCAAGGCGAAACGCAGAGGAACUCCCAAAGCGCUGAUCUGAGUUCCGCUCCAAAUGCCGCUCCAAGCGCCGCUCCAAACGCCGCUGCUCAUGCCGCCACACAUGCCGCUGCACAUGCCUCGCCCAAGAAGCGGCGCAAACGGGAGGCGACGAGCACAGCGCCGCCCCCCAAGCUGCCCCAGUGCUACAUUGUCAACUCGGGCGCCCUCUCCAUAGCCAGGGCCAGAGUGAAGCUCCCCAGCACCUACGCCAAGCUGGGCAACCCCCUCAGCGCAUCCAAGUUCUUCCUCCCAGAAUUUAAUUGCACCUUUGAUAUGAUAGGAGAGCUGCAGCAGUUUUUUAUGAAGCAGAGGAGGUGCGAUUACUUUAGCCUCCUGAACAACUUUGUGAACUUGACCAUCUCCGUUUCUAACCUUCUGUCCACCGAACCAGAUGUAGAGAUACGCAACGAGCUCCUCAACAGAUUCAUUUACUCUUUAAACAGUUGGAUGCUCAUGCGUAGGUGCAUCGUGGCUGCAUGUACUAACGUUUUUUCCAUGACGGGGCUGUGCAUUCCGCUCGAGUGCCUGUCCCCCCCCCAGAGCGGCCAGCGAACGGAGCCGACCCCAAGCAGCAAUGGCAGCAAUAGCAACGGUAGCAGCAACAUCAGCGGUAGCAGCGGCAGCAGCGGCAGCGGCUUGCAGAUCCUUCACUUUAACUACGAUGAGUGCAAAAUAUUUUUCUCCAAGAAGAGGGCGCCCUACCUGCUCAUGUUCGAGGUGGCGGACCUGGACGAGGACAUCAGCCACAUUCCGGACGGUCUCUUUUACCCCUCCAGCGUGGGGGGGGAUGAAGCGGCGGGUGAGGAGGAGGAAGAAGCAGGUCAAACGGCGAGCGAAACGGCGGGUGAGGCAGCGGAUGGUGCAACCCGUGGCGUGACUGACGAACCGACGUCGCAACCGACGCCGCCACCGCGAAGGAAGGGCCACCGCAUCGAAAGGAACUUCUGUUCCUCUAAAAACUACGGGCUCUUCAACGAGAACAGCAGCUCCUACGACUACGAGCCGCGAGGCGGGGUGCAUGAUGGGAAGAGGAAGAAGAAGAAGAAAAAGAAGAAGAGGAGAAGCGAAAGUGGGGAGGACGACGAGGGGGGGGCGCACACCGGCCAGAGUGGUUCAGAAGUGGAUCGGGGGAAGGAGGAACGCGGGAAAGGCGCGCAGGGAAAAAAAACAACCGGCGCGGACCUGGACGCUCUGAAAAUGGAGCACAUGUACGUAUACAACUGCAUAGUGAACGACCUGCGAAAGGAGAAUUUGAUUUCGUUCCCCUCGGGGGAGGAGGACAGCCUCUCCAUAAUUAGGAAGUGCAUAGGGAUGAGGGCGGACGAGGAGGACGAGGAGGGGGGAGACACGGAGGGGGGCGACACGAACGGGGGCGAUCCGGGCGAUCCGAGCGAACCGAGCAACCUCGGGCAGGGCGGCCCCGGUUGGGGGGCCCCCCCCGCGGAGGAAGGCCCCCGGGAGGCAACCAAGAGCUUCCUGGUGAACGCCCGCUCCGCGUCUAUGCCCAACUAUCUAAGUAGCUCCCUGGAGAGGUGCAACAUCAGCUCGAACGACAAUGACAGCAAUGAAGUGAAAACGUCUGUGGAGAGCAUCAGCAGUGGGCUGGCUGACCUCCCACCUGGGGGGUUGCACGGAAGUGAGGUGGACGCUCAGGUGGACGCCCAGGAGGAUGCCCAGGUGGAAGCUCCAGAUGGAGGAUGGAGCCCCUCCCCGGGUAAACGCCCCAAUGAUAGUGGUGUCACUGCAGAUCAACCGUUAGAAGGCGCCGCCCCCUCCCCACACAGCAGCUUCUUACACGCGGGGGAGAAAACAGGCGACGCGCUAGACAUCGACGAGUACUUCAAACCAGCGAAUUACACCAACGAGGAAUUUAAAAAAAGGUAUUGUAGAGUUAUAAAGAGGCUGCUAUGGGGAGAGCUAUUUGAAGAAAAAAAAAAAAAAAUUAGGAAAACGUCAGCUUAUGGGAAGUUAAAGACAUGGGAUUUGAAGUGCGUAAUCGUUAAGGGUGGGGAUGACUUGAGGCAGGAGCUGCUGGCAUCCCAACUGAUUCGCCAGUUUAAAAUUAUUUUUGAGAAUGCGGGCCUGCCGCUGUGGCUACGCCCCUACGAAAUUCUAGUGACGGGGGCAAACUCCGGCAUCAUUGAAUACGUAAAUGACACCUGCUCGGUGGACUCGCUCAAGCGGAAGUUCGGCGCCGACAGCAUCUCCACCAUCUUCAACGUGGUCUUCGCGGACUACAUCUUCGAGGCCAAGAAGAACUUCAUCGAGAGCCACGCAGCCUACUCGCUCGUCUCGUACCUCCUCCAGGUGAAGGACAGGCACAACGGAAACCUCCUGCUGGACUCGGACGGACACCUCAUCCACAUAGACUACGGCUUCAUGCUCACCAACUCCCCUGGAAACGUAAAUUUUGAGACCUCCCCCUUCAAACUCACCCAAGAAUACCUAGACAUCAUGGACGGAGAAAAGUCAGAAAAUUAUGAGUACUUCAGGCGCCUCAUCGUCAGUGGCUUCCUCGAGGCCCGCAAGCACUCGGAGGAGAUCAUCCUCUUCGUCGAGCUGAUGAUGCCAGCUUUAAAAAUCCCCUGCUUUGCGAACGGCACGCAGUUCUGCAUCGACUCGCUGAAGGAGCGCUUCAUGACGAACCUGGCCGUCGACGUGUGCAUCCAACGAAUCAACGCCCUCAUUGAGUCCUCCAUCAAUAAUUUUAGAAGCGUCCAGUACGACUACUUCCAGAGAAUCACCAACGGAAUUAUGUGA
Plasmodium vivax (malaria parasite P. vivax) is the source of this 4578-nucleotide messenger RNA. RefSeq names its product phosphatidylinositol 4-kinase, putative. NCBI's taxonomy places the organism in Eukaryota, Apicomplexa, Aconoidasida, Haemosporida, Plasmodiidae. The record is from RefSeq and is a predicted model, not a curated record. Gene Ontology annotation, molecular function: 1-phosphatidylinositol 4-kinase activity. Gene Ontology annotation, cellular component: cytoplasm; membrane. The transcript is spliced from 4 exons. Gene Ontology annotation, biological process: phosphatidylinositol-mediated signaling; phosphatidylinositol phosphate biosynthetic process. The coding region runs from base 1 to 4578 and encodes 1525 amino acids.